Messenger RNA from Cyphellophora europaea CBS 101466, 660 nucleotides. RefSeq lists its product as uncharacterized. The coding region runs from base 1 to 660 and encodes 219 amino acids. NCBI's taxonomy places the organism in Eukaryota, Fungi, Ascomycota, Eurotiomycetes, Chaetothyriales, Cyphellophoraceae. The record is from RefSeq and is a predicted model, not a curated record. The transcript has a single exon.
AUGGCUCAAAACAAUGCUGAGAUCACGAUCAAUGCCGUAGUCAGUGACCUUGAUCUAGCACUUAUCACGCUCGGUGUUCCACCAAACCAUCCAAUUGAUCAUGUCGAAGCGAGGAAGCGCUACCACCAGCUCAUGAGCGACAACACCAAACACCAAGUCCAACGGCAGCUCUACAGAGAGUCAUGGGCUACCAUCAAACGGCAUGUCAACUUAGGCACCGUUCAACGAAAGAUCAGCCACUAUACCGAUGUAAGAUACUUUCCACGGGUCGACAAGUUCCUCAACCUAGCUAGCGAGCUCGAGAAAGUUGAUGUCAGAGGUGAGGACGGCCCUUGCAUCAUGCAAACCAUAACAGACCUCAACCACUACGAGAAGAACCGCUGGCUGGACCUCGAAGAUGAUCUCAACGAGUACGAGCGAAUCCCUUUGGAAGACGCUAGCAAGCUGUUGGGCAGACUUCGUCGUGAGAUUGACCGCAUUGACUUGAUGUACUCGGAGCUGAAGUUCAUGGCGCUGGCUCGCUGCAAGAUUCUCCCAAGCGGCAGGGUUGUGCCCAAGUAUCCCAAUGCGGGCCUCUUGUUUCGAAGCUGGUAUGAGGCUAGGCGAGUUGAUGACAUGAGGGAUCUGGCAGAACUGAGUGGAACGAGACCGGACGGUUGA